Cladophialophora psammophila CBS 110553 is the source of this 1668-nucleotide messenger RNA. RefSeq lists its product as uncharacterized. Gene Ontology annotation, biological process: mRNA processing. Lineage: Eukaryota; Fungi; Ascomycota; Eurotiomycetes; Chaetothyriales; Herpotrichiellaceae. The record is from RefSeq and is a predicted model, not a curated record. The transcript has 4 exons. The coding region runs from base 1 to 1668 and encodes 555 amino acids. Gene Ontology annotation, cellular component: commitment complex; U2-type prespliceosome; U2AF complex. Gene Ontology annotation, molecular function: poly-pyrimidine tract binding; pre-mRNA 3'-splice site binding.
AUGUACGUCAUCCUGACUCUUGAUAUCUUGCAACGGUGGCCACUGACAUUGUUUCAGACCUCCAGAUACGAACGAGAUGAACGUAGAGACCGCGACCGGGACCGAAACCGAGAUCGAGGCGAGCGAAGACGAUCAAGAUCUCCACAUCACCGUUCAUCGCGACGCGAGUACGAAGCGGACUCCUAUUCCUCGAGUCGAGACUAUCGGGCGCGCGAAAGAGAGGACAGACACGGAUCGAGGCGAGACGAUCGGGAUUGGGACAGAGACAGGGGCCCAAGACGUCGUGACGACGACAGGCCGCCCAGGAGGGAUCGCGACUUGUUCGAUGACCGCCGAGGGGCCAACCGUGAUCGUGAUCGGAGCGGGCGAGAGGACCGCGAUGAAUUCGCUGCUCAAGCUCGAGGUCGGAAGAACAGCCCUCCUCCGAAAAAGAGGGAACCUACUCCUGAUCUCACAGAUGUCGUUCCGAUAUUGGAGCGAAAGAGGAGAAUGACGCAGUGGGACAUCAAACCACCCGGUUACGAAAAUGUCACCGCAGAGCAGGCAAAGAUGUCGGGCAUGUUCCCUUUGCCAGGCGCCCCUCGACAACAGCAGAUGGAUCCAAGUCGGUUACAAGCCUUCAUGAAUCAACCAUCGGGCGGCGCGAAUGCUACCGCGCUAAGGCCGUCUAAUGCGCGCCAGUCAAGGCGAUUGUUCGUCCACAACCUUCCGGCAUCCGUCACCGAGGAGAGCCUGGUGGGUUUCUUCAAUCUACAGCUCAAUGGUUUGAACGUCACCAAGAGCAGUGAUCCAUGUGCACAGGCAAACAUUGCCGAAGAUAGGAGCUUCGCACUGGUGGAAUUUAAGCAGCCCUCUGAUGCGACAGUGGCGUUGGCCAUGGAUGGAAUCACAAUGGAGGAGCAUCAUUCUGAGAUGAACGGCAAUGGGGCUGCACCUCCCAAGGGUUUGGAAAUUCGACGACCCAGGGAUUAUAUUGUUCCAUCUGCAGAUGAGGAUGCAUACACAGAUGGCGAGAUAUCUACUGAGGUUCCCGACACAGCAAACAAACUAGCUAUCACAAAUCUGCCGCCCUUUUUGACAGACGACCAGGUCAUUGAGUUGCUAAAAGCAUUUGGAGAACUAAGAGCCUUUGUUCUGGUGCGGGACAGAGAUGCAACGGAAUCACGGGGCAUCGCUUUCUGUGAAUAUGCAGACCCAUCCGUCGCUACCGUUGCAAUUGAGGGUCUCAAUGGCAUGGAUCUAGCGGGCAAUGCUAUUAAAGUCACCCGUGCGAGUAUUGGAUACACACAAGCUGCUGGGCUUGAGAUGGGCGUUAACGCCAUGUCUAUGUUCGCCGGAACCACGGCUGAAAACUUGGAAGACGGGCGCGUCCUACAACUACUGAACAUGGUGACACCGGAGGAACUUAUCGAUAAUGAUGAUUAUGAAGAAAUCUGCGAAGAUGUAAUGGAAGAAUGCCAAAAGUACGGCAAGAUCCUAGGUAUGAAGAUUCCUCGCCCAUCUAUGGGCAGUCGGCAGUCCGCUGGCGUGGGCAAGAUCUUCAUCAAGUAUGAGGAACCUGAAUCUGCGAAGAAGGCGUUGCAAGCCCUUGCGGGACGCAAGUUUGCCGACAGGACCGUUGUGACGACUUAUUUCGAUGAGGCUAGUUUCGAUGUAAAUGCCUGGUGA